Molecule: messenger RNA, 838 nt
Organism: Desarmillaria tabescens
Lineage: Eukaryota; Fungi; Basidiomycota; Agaricomycetes; Agaricales; Physalacriaceae
Exons: 4
Coding region: 221-838 (205 amino acids)
Source: RefSeq, a predicted model, not a curated record
CGCUCCGACUACCAUCACCAGUUGCCAUCCAGCCACACCGACGAGCACGAACUGAUAGGAUCCUCGGCGAGAGCAGGACUGACAGAUUCAGCUCAGGUCCAAUCCAGAUGCAGCCUUCGUUGCACCAUCCUCAAUAAUCCGCGACAAACUGCAUAUGAGGCCUUGAUCAUCGUGCAGCCGUCAUAAUCUAACCGGGCCUCAGGCCUCACUCUCAGCACCCAUGCAACCAAAUGCACUUUGUACCAGUUUUCGAGUGCAGAUACAGCAAGACGAGCACCUCACAUACAGAUGGAAGGAACGCAGUCGGAUGCCAGAACCGAGUUGCGGGGCCUCACGCUCUGAUGGCCGUGCUAUGGCAGACUGGGAGACGCGUUUGGAGAGUGGCGCGGGGUUGGGGAUUGUGUUUCGGGAGCGUCUACAUCUUGGAAUCCAGUCAUGCAUGCGACUCUCGCCUCUACCAGCUGCGCCUUUUCUACAAAUAUGGAAACUCCACGUCGAUAGCACAUUGCGGGACAACGUCGAACACCGUCCAACACUUGACAAAGCUGUACAUGAUUCACCCGGCACGCUCCGCUGUGCAGACAUCCUACCAAUUGCAAGUAAACAACGAAAACACACACCUGCCAUCGCAUACUCCAACACUCCCCCCAUUGCAGACUGCAUUUUGGCCAAACGGACGGAUCCGGAGCUUAGCGUCGCGCGUGCGUAUGGAGGAAACAAGCGUCAAGAAGACGGAGGCGUUGUCCGAGAUGCCAUGUUUGGGUAUGAGGAACUUGAACGAGCAGUUGAAGAGCUAGAGGAGCGCAGCAUGCAGGCCGACUGGAUCCUCGGCACAUAA